Messenger RNA from Chelmon rostratus (copperband butterflyfish), 1613 nucleotides. RefSeq names its product aminolevulinate dehydratase (gene alad). Gene Ontology annotation, molecular function: porphobilinogen synthase activity; zinc ion binding. The record is from RefSeq and is a predicted model, not a curated record. The coding region runs from base 65 to 1060 and encodes 331 amino acids. The transcript has 12 exons. Gene Ontology annotation, cellular component: cytosol. Lineage: Eukaryota; Metazoa; Chordata; Actinopteri; Chaetodontiformes; Chaetodontidae. Gene Ontology annotation, biological process: heme biosynthetic process.
CAAGUGCCCAUUGAAAGACUGAACGUGUGGAGAAGACGGUAACUCUCCUCCGGACAGGGUAAAGAUGCAGACACCAGCGGAGUCGAUCCUCCACAGCGGCUAUUUCCACCCGACACUCCGAUACUGGCAGACCUGCAUCACCGAUUUAAGACCUGACAAUCUCAUCUACCCGAUCUUCAUCACAGACAGUGCAGAUGCAGUGGAGCCCAUCGGCAGCCUGCCAGGCCAGGCCAGAUAUGGGGUGAACAAGCUGGAGGGCAUGUUGGGGCCCCUUGUGGAGAAUGGCUUGAAAUGUGUGCUGAUUUUUGGUGUUCCGGCAAAAAUACAAAAGGAUGACAGGGGUUCAGGCGCCGACACAGACGACACGCCGGCUAUACUGGCAGUGAAGAAGAUCAGGUCUUUGUUCCCGGAGCUGCUGGUGGCGUGCGACGUCUGUUUGUGUCCCUACACAUCACAUGGACACUGUGGUAUCCUGAACGAUGACGGUACUCUGAACAAUGAUGCCAGCUGCCUGCGCUUGGCAGAAGUGGCGCUGGCCUACGCUCAAGCUGGCUGUCACAUCAUCGCUCCCUCUGAUAUGAUGGAUGGAAGAGUCAGAGCCAUAAAGCAAGCCCUGGUAUCUAAUGGUUUGGGAAACAAGGCUUCAGUGCUGAGCUACAGUGCAAAGUUUGCCUCUUGUUAUUAUGGUCCUUUCAGAGAUGCUGCACAGUCCAAACCUGCGUUCGGGGACAGACGCUGCUAUCAGCUGCCUCCUGGAGCGAGAGGACUCGCCAUUCGAGCUGUGGAGCGAGACGUGAGAGAAGGAGCUGAUAUGGUGAUGGUGAAACCGGGUCUGCCUUAUCUGGACAUCAUGAGAGAAGUCAAGGACAAGUUCCCUACUCACCCUCUGGCGGUGUACAACGUGUCUGGAGAGUAUGCAAUGAUGUGGCAUGGAGCGCAGGCUGGAGCCUUCGACCUGCGGGCUGCCGUGAUGGAGGCCAUGACUGCCUUUCGUAGGGCAGGUGCUGACAUCAUCAUCACCUAUUACACACCUCAGCUGCUGAGCUGGCUGAAGGAGUGAAGAAUGAAGAUCUGAGGCCAAAGGGUGAGCGGCGGACCAACAGACUCCUUUUAAAAGUACAACCCUGCUGUUGACUCAGUCAUGCUAACAAAGAGCGCUAAGGUAAAUAAAGUGUAUGCAAACAAUUAACCUGCUUGUUUUUUGGCCUUUAUUUUACUUUUUCUGUUCACUUUUGAGCCAAUUUUAAUAGCAGGACACAUCUGAUUAACUGUGUGUCAGGCUGGUUUGCAGCAGGGAUUAUUUUUAAUGAGAAUCUUGUAUCCAAGUUAUAUUUCUGUUGAAGCUUUUGAAGGGCUAAAAUGGAGCUGAACACUAAGAAUGUAAAAACUGACAAUCUUGUUGGUGUUGUCGAGCAGGAAAUGUCUCCUGUGUGUCUUUGGGAUCAGCGUUAAAUGAAGCAGUCAUCUCUCUUAACUGAAGGGAUUAGUAAGGAAUGUAUGUUUGUAUGAAAUGUGGCUACACAAGUGUCUGAUAUCUAUGUGACUGCUUCCUCACAUUGAGCGCUGUCACCCCCUGGUGUGCUUUAUUGACAAGAGGAAAUAAAAUCAUUCAU